AUGGCUCUUGCAUACCCCGAAGGCGAAUGCUUCUUCAGACGCGACGCCCUGAACCACGAAAAGAAGGAUUGCUACCAGGCCGACCGCGUUGAUCAUUUCUAUGGGCACUUUAUCGUCGAGUUCCUCUGGAACGUGCCAGCCCACACGGGGGACAAGGCCCGACAGUCUCACUCGCACCCCCGCUCGUCAUACAAACUCCAUGACUUUAGCCUGCCAUGGGGUUUCAUGAGCCCCGGUAGGAAGGGCCCCUAUAUCGGAUGCUGGACGCAUCUGCCCUUUGUAUAUGGGUCCCACUACCAUAAGGGGGAGCAGAGACGUGUUCAGCAUAACCUCUGCACCUGGGAUGAACGUCUUCAGAAACAGGUCAAUGGUGCGGCUAUGGAGUCUUGGUUCAUGAUGAUGCCCAUGCCUAAAAGGCAAGAAGGGUGGGUCUUUAUUGACCGCCUGGCCAAUAUCCGCGCCAUUUAUAUUCCCGUAGCCCACCAGGCUUCAGAGGACCACCCGGAACUCUGCACGUUCCAGCACGUUAAUUUUGCCUCUGCAAAUGCAAGAAUCAGCAUGCUUCAUCAUACCGGGGACCCCGCGAAGCCGAAUGUCUUCUGGAAGGACGUCACCUUCAGCAAGACCCACGGCCUGCAGGACUGGAACAACCUAACCCUAGGUGUUAAUAUCAACGGGCUGGUCAACCUCCUCUCGCUUCCCCGCCAACUGCGUGCCCAGAAUGCCUUCACCUCCAAGAAUCUCAUCAUGCUCGAGGCAAAGAUGGUCGCAUCCCCCAAAAUCGAACAAACCAUCAUGGACCGCGCAGACUUCGACUGGGCCCAAGUCGCCAGCGCCAACUUCGGCCUCAGCGUCCAAUGGAAAGUCGUCGUAAAGAAGCAAGACUGGCUGGAGAACUUCAUAAAGAACUCCCUGACCGUCGCUGUGGGAUUCAUCCCGGGAAUUGGUUCCAUCGCUGCCAUCAUGUUUCCACUGGCCUGGGUGGCGGUUUCAGAUCCCGAUUCGUUCAUGGAAACGUUUAGGAAUCUUGUCCCUGGUGUGGAUCUGGAAUUGAAGAUCAUCGAGGCCAUUCAGGAGAGCGCCACGGAGGUCCGCGAGUAUCUUCCAGAAGGGUGGGAGACUAGUUUAAUAGGUCCAAAAUUCCUUGCCCCCAAGGUGUCGUCCACGCCUAGUGCUGGCGUGCAGACUAUGGCUGCUUUGACCACAGCUGCGCCCAAGAGUGAGGAAGUCAAAGAGCCCGACACUGAUACGCUCAUCAACAACGAGCUGAAAGCUCUAGCCGGACAGAAGGUGGACUUCGACGCUGUCAUCUCCGAUGCUAUAAGGCCAGAAGAACAGAUCGUGAUCCUUGAAGCUGAGAAGAGCGGCACAGGCGAUGUUGACCAUGCAGCCGACGACAACCGCCUGGAUGAUGAAAUCGGCGACCAGGGUGUCCCUGAUCAAGUCACCUUGAACGAGAUCGGUCCGAACAUGCACUUCAGAUUGGCAGAGAAGGUGCUGCAAGAGACAGCCAAAAAGGAGGACGAGAGUGACUGGGCGAAACUCGUCGAAGUAGCCAAAGAUAUUGCCUCGAAACUCCCUCAUUUGCCCGGCUCUGAGGAAGAGUCCGAACCGGCCGAGGAGACAGGAGAGGAACCCACGGAGAGUGAUGCCCCAGUGAAUAACUACAACUGGAUGGACGAGUACCUCAAAUCUCUGUUCUCGGGGACCAUUGACCUCGAUGAGUGA
Aspergillus melleus is the source of this 1728-nucleotide messenger RNA. RefSeq lists its product as uncharacterized. The transcript has 3 exons. The record is from RefSeq and is a predicted model, not a curated record. Bases 1 to 1728 code for a protein of 575 amino acids. NCBI's taxonomy places the organism in Eukaryota, Fungi, Ascomycota, Eurotiomycetes, Eurotiales, Aspergillaceae.